Juglans microcarpa x Juglans regia is the source of this 2292-nucleotide messenger RNA. RefSeq names its product L-type lectin-domain containing receptor kinase SIT2-like. Gene Ontology annotation, cellular component: plasma membrane. Lineage: Eukaryota; Viridiplantae; Streptophyta; Magnoliopsida; Fagales; Juglandaceae. Gene Ontology annotation, biological process: protein phosphorylation. Gene Ontology annotation, molecular function: ATP binding; protein kinase activity; carbohydrate binding. The record is from RefSeq and is a predicted model, not a curated record.
GAAUAGAGAUAGACACGUUAUUGGAAACAGUGAAAACCCUCUGUUCACAGGAAGGCACAUCUCUCCCACUUCUCCUGAUGGCCACGGUUCUUAGAUCACUUUAUUUUCUGAUAAUUCUCUAUGUUUCCAUUUUUCCCUUGGCCUUUGCUCAAGAUGAAAACCAAUUCAUCUACAAUGGAUUCAAUCAAGCCAAUCUGCAUCUUGACGGAAUAGCAGAAAUUCACCCCAAUGGUCUCUUGCAGCUAACCAACCUUUCAAACCAGCAAGUUGGUCAUGCUUUCUACAAAUUUCCCAUAAAAUUCAACCCAACUAGUUCUCUAUCAUUUUCGACAAACUUUGUCUUUGCCAUGGUUCCUCAACCUCCAAAUCUCGCUGGUCAUGGCUUGGCCUUUGCCAUCAGUCCCUCCAGGGACUUCAUCCAUGCUGUAGCAAAUCAGUAUCUUGGACUCUUCAAUUCGUCAAAUAACGGGCUUCCUGCAAACCAGAUUUUGGCCAUUGAGAUUGAUUCUGUUAAGAAUCCUGAAUUUGAAGACAUCGAUAAUAAUCAUGUGGGAAUUGAUGUGAAUGGCCUGAAAUCAGUUGAAUCAGCUCCUGCAACAUAUUUUUCCAAUAAAGAAGGGAGGAAUAUAAGCUUGGAGCUCAUACGUGGGAAUCCAAUGCAACUUUGGAUAGAGUACGAUGAAGUAGAAAAGUUGCUGAAUGUAACACUAGCUCCUACCAGAAUCCCAAAACCAAACAGUCCACUCUUGUCAAAAUCCAUCAAUCUGUCUCAAAUUCUCUUGGAAUCUAUGUAUGUUGGUUUCUCUUCUGCCACAGGUACACUUGCAUGCAACCACUACAUUCUUGGAUGGAGCUUUAAUAAAAGUGGACAAGCACAAAGCCUCGAUGUUUCGAGCCUCCCUCCACUUCCCCCGCAGAGGAAAAGAAAAGAUAAACCAGGACUAAUGAUCAUGACUUUUCUCGUUGCAGUAGCGGUUGUGCUGAUAACAAUCCUUGGAGUUGUUUGCUUUUUAAGGAGGAAGAAAUAUGAAGAAGUGCGUGAAGAUUGGGAAAAGGAGUAUGGUCCUCGCAGGUUCAGCUAUAAGAGUCUCCAUAAAGCAACCAAAGGUUUUAAAGACACAGAGCUUCUUGGAGCAGGAGGUUUUGGAAAGGUUUAUAGAGGAACACUUCCUUCUAAUGUUCAAAUUGCUGUCAAGAGAGUUGCUCAUGAUUCCAAACAAGGGAUGAAGGAAUUUGUGGCUGAGAUUAUUAGCAUGGGAAGACUGAGGCACAGGCACUUGGUGCAGCUCCUCGGCUAUUGCCGGCGAAGGGGAGAACUCCUCUUGGUCUAUGAUUAUAUGCCCAAUGGAAGUCUGGAAAAGUUAUUAUAUAGCAAUGAAAGAACAAGCCUUAACUGGUUUCAACGAUUUCAAAUCCUCAGAGGAGUAGCAUCUGGCCUUCUUUACCUCCAUGAAGAGUGGGAACAGGUUGUUCUACACAGAGAUGUAAAGGCAAGCAAUGUUCUCUUAGAUGCUGAAUUAAAUGGAAGGCUAGGAGAUUUUGGCCUUGCCAGAUUAUAUGACCAUGGUACCAAUCCCCAAACCACCCACGUGGUUGGGACUGUAGGAUAUUUAGCUCCAGAGCUUACUAGAACAGGAAGGGCAACCACCUGCACUGAUGUGUUUGCUUUCGGGCUCAUGCUCGAGGUGGCCUGUGGAAGGAGGCCUAUAGAGCAACAAGCGCUGCCUGAGGAAGUAGUUUUGGUUGAUUGGGUCUUUGAAUGUGGGAGAAAAGGAGCUAUCCUUGAUGCCAGUGAUCCUAGAUUGGAAGGUUCCUAUGUGUCGGAGGAAAUGGUGUUGGUUUUGAAACUAGGGCUGCUCUGCUCACAUGCAAUUCCAGCAGCCAGGCCUAGCAUGAGGCAAGUGAUGCAGUUCCUGGAUGGCAAUGCUUAUCUGCCAGAUCUACCAUAUGACACUGCUUCUUUUGGUACGUUUACAAGUAAUGAAGAACACCCUUUCUUUUUGUCAUUUAUUUCAUCAUCUGGCAAGGGUUCUGCUCCUUCCAUGUCUACCACAGAUUCGAUCCUUACAAAUGGUCGUUGAAUUAGCCGUGUCUCAUGAAUCAUCAUAAGUAAAACCAGGUCAUGGAUCGAUGGUCCCUUGGCACACAAAAAGCCUACAAAUUACUUGUGGGUGGAGAGAAGAGGAAGAACAAACUUGUGAAGAUUAUGAUGUAUACAGUAGAUACACUAGUUGUAAACAUGUGUGAUGCAUAAGGAAAAUUAAAAUUAUUUAAUGAAAAAUAAUAUAUAUA